Messenger RNA from Saprolegnia diclina VS20, 2092 nucleotides. RefSeq lists its product as hypothetical. The transcript is spliced from 11 exons. Bases 107 to 2044 code for a protein of 645 amino acids. The record is from RefSeq and is a predicted model, not a curated record. NCBI's taxonomy places the organism in Eukaryota, Oomycota, Saprolegniomycetes, Saprolegniales, Saprolegniaceae.
AAUGAUUUCAUACUCACUGCCAGGACCAGGACCGUGGCGAGGACCCAUUCGCCAUCUCACGAUCGCGGUUUCAACCUCGAUUCCAUUGCCGUGAAACCGAUUCUCCAUGCCAGCCACCGGCUACGUCGUGCCCGACCUCGAUGACGGGCGGCCCGUGCGUCGCAAAGGCAGCAACAACGCCCACGACCUCGUCGACGAGUCGACACCACUAUCGGCCUUGCGGCGCAAGCCGCAUCGUGGUCUCUGGAGUCCGGCCCACCGCUCCAAGCUGGUUGGGGUGUUCAUGCUGCUCUGGCUCGUCGGUGUCUUGGUUUACCAGCACUAUUACGAUACAUCGCCAAGAGAAAUGCUAAACGAGGACGAUGGGCCAACGGCGCUGCCGAUGCCAGUGUUGCGUCCGCCGUUGGCAGCCAAACCACUAGUGGCGUGGACGCUCGGCGCAGUACUCGACGCAUAUGCGCUGUCGUCGACAGCCUCUGUCAAUGAACUCCAGCAGCUCUUGCUGCGCAUCCAAGACGACACGGCGCCCACGCCACGAGGAAAAUGGACCCGGUCCGAAGCCGAAACCAUACAACUUCUCGUGGUCCAGCGAAUCGAUGCUCUCACGGCGGAGCAAAGCGGAGUCGAAUUCGCGGAUCCGGAAGCGACGUCAAUGGUUGAUGAAGAGGCGCCGAUGGCCAUCGAUCUGCCCUCCAAGCCUUUGGUCGUCGAUGAGCCCACACCGAGUGACGAGCCAGCACCGACGCCAAAAGAGGCCACAGAUGCGCCAACAACGGUGAUGCAACCGACCACCGAAGCACCGACAGGGCCAACGGAGCCUGCGACCGCCGCGCCGACGCUCCGUCCGACGGAAGCACACAUACCGAUCGAGACACUGGCGGCAACAACGCAGCCACCGACACCGACGACGCUGGUUGCCACGACCGAGGCCACCACGGUCGUCACCAGUACAUCGGCUCCGCCACCACAGCCUUCCCUCCGCCGCUCUACACUCGGGUACCAGAGUGAUCUUGUGCUGUGGGUCAAGGCCGACGACGGAGUCCAUGUGCCCGACACCAGCGCGUGCGCCGCCGACGCUUCACAAUGUCGUGUUUACGCGUGGCGCAAUCAAGCGCCCGGUGGAGACGCCUUUGCCUUCAUUCCAAUGUCGACGACACCGACCUCGAUGCUUCCCAUUCUAGUCCCGAACGCGAUCGGUGAUCUCCCAGCGCUCUACUUUACGUGCCCACUGGUUCUGUCACCACCGAGAACGCUGCUUCGUGACAAGUCGACUCUCUUUAUCGUCUUGUCUCCUGCCACACUCAGUGAGUCGCACCAAACUUUUUUCGGGCACACGCCGUACGGUCAAUUCCGGCUCCAGCACCAGCGAGCGAGCUUCUAUGGCGCCGGCGAAGGCGUCGAAGCCGAGGACAACCAAGGUAUUGCGCCCGGCACAUUUUCACUCCUCGUGUACGCCUUGGACUCGACGAUGCGCAUCAAAGUCAACGGACUGCCGUUUGGGUCGGAGACGCAGGACCUCCCCGUGCACCUGUCGCCGCUCGACACGACGGUGCUCGGGAGUGCCAAGCGCACUUGUGACGACAGCGCGUUUCAUGGCCGCAUCGCUGAAGUCUUGUUGUACUCUUCGGUGCUCUCAGCGCCAAAUAUGAACAUGGUCGAAGACUAUUUGCUUUCAAAGUGGGCGAUACCACGAGCCACCCAACACCACGCCGUCAACAAGGCGCCCUUGAAGAACGACGACGACGACAAUACUAUCAUACAGGACGAGGGCGACAGAGCAGUACAGCCGGCGGUACCGGCGACACCGGUGCAACGAAAUGCACUGCGGUCGGGCGUCGCCCUGGUCGGUGGAUACAACCGCGACGACGUGUUUGUGUGGGUACCUCCCGCCGAGGACCCGCGCCUCGCCGCCGAGUGGCGUGGCAUCGUCGCUGCCAAAAUCAAGCUCGUCGAGCGGUUCGAGUUUGGCGGCAAGAUUCUACACGAGUACAUUGACGAGCUCAAAGAGGAGCUCCACGGCGUGCGCAGUGUCAUGUUUCCUUGAUUCUGUUUGCCAAAUGUAAAAUGCUUUUCGUUUCGCUUUCUGCCACAA